AUGAAAGGCGAGGUGCUCAAUGUCAAGGAGGAACAGCAUGCGGAGAUGCUGGAGCAGUCGAAGGUGGCAACUCACAUUGAACACUCCCUGGGGGUCAUCGAGGCCAUCAAGCUAUACCCUUAUGCGGUAUUCUGGGCAGCGCUAUUCGCCUGGUCAUUGGUAAUGGUUGGCUACGACUCAGGCUUGAUAUACAGCUUCUAUGCUUUGCCGGCCUUCGUCAAGAAGUAUGGUCACAAUUACGGCGGGGACAUCGGAUAUGAGGUGUCCGCGAAAUGGCAAAACGUUCUCGGCAUGGGUACGCCAGUUGGGCAGUUCCUCGGAGCGUUCACUGCAUCCUGGCCCAUGGAAAGAUGGGGUCGGAAGAAAGUAUUCUGGGGCUCUUUGUUCUUCAGCACGGCCUUCAUCUUCCUGCAGAUGUUUGCGAAUAGCAUCCACACUUUGGCUGCUGGAGAGUUCCUUGCUGGCAUCCUCUAUGGCACUUACGUCGUGCUAGCACCUACUUAUGCUUCUGAGGUUUGCCCGUUGGCGCUUCGGGGCAUCCUGAACGCCGGCAUGAAUUUAGCCUAUGUCAUCGGACAAUUUGUCGCCUCUGGCGUCGGCAAGGGCUUCUCGGAAAAUACAACACAAUGGGCAUAUCGCAUCCCUUUCGCCAUCCAAUGGGUCUGGAUCCCGAUCCUGGGCCUCGGCCUCUUCUUCGCACCCGAAAGCCCCUGGUGGCUUGUCCGAAAAGGGCGCAUCGCCGAAGCUGAACACGCCCUCAGGCGCCUAGCCAAGGAUUCGCCCAGGGUCGACAUCAAAGCCACUCUUGCCAAUAUCGAAGCCACUACGCUGCACGAGAUUGAAAUCGAGAAGGACACGACAUUCAUCGAGUGCUUUAGGGCGUCGAGCCGGGCGCGCACGGAAGUCGCCAUCAUGGUGCAGAUAUUCCAAGUCAUCACGGGCAUUUCUCUGAUUGGAUAUGCCGUCUACUUCUUCACACUUGCCGGUCUUCCCACGAGUGCUUCCUUCAACAUGGGUGUGGGCAACACGGCGAUUGGGUUCGUGGCGACUUGCUGCUCUUGGGUCUUCAUGUCCUUCUUUGGUCGCCGCACGAUCUACAUGUACGGCGUGGGCGUGAUGGCGAUUUCGCUCUUCAUCAUCGGUAUCUUGGACUGUGCGCCAAACUAUACCUCACGUCCUGGCAUCGCCUGGGCUCAGGCAGGUCUGCUCGACUUCUUGACCUUUGUCUUCCAGAGCACGGUCGGUCCGAUCAAUUUUGUCAUUUUCGCCGAAAUCGGGGCCACUCGUCUGCGGUCACAGACGGUUGCUUUAGCUACAAGUAGCGGCUCUAUCGCUCAAAUCAUCAUGACCGUCCUAGUGCCAUACAUGCUGAAUGCGUCGUCGUGGAACUGGCGGGGGAAAACCGGUUUCUUCUUUGCGGCAUUCAGCACCAUUGCCACGGUAUGGUGCUAUUUCCGCUUACCUGAGACAAAGGGCCGCACGUAUCAAGAGCUGGACUACAUGUUUGAGAAGGGUGUUCCGGCGCGGAAAUUCAAGGACUACCAGAUUGCCGAAGUCCACGAUGUUGAGGUUUGA
Molecule: messenger RNA, 1575 nt
Organism: Cladophialophora carrionii CBS 160.54
Lineage: Eukaryota; Fungi; Ascomycota; Eurotiomycetes; Chaetothyriales; Herpotrichiellaceae
Exons: 3
Coding region: 1-1575 (524 amino acids)
Biological process (GO): transmembrane transport; carbohydrate transport
Cellular component (GO): membrane
Molecular function (GO): carbohydrate:proton symporter activity
Source: RefSeq, a predicted model, not a curated record